AUGGCUGUGUCGAAGUCUACGAAUACGUACAAUCGUCAGAAUUGGGAAGAUUCCGAUUUCCCGAUUUUAUGUCAAACAUGCCUUGGUGAUAACCCCUAUAUUCGAAUGACUAAAGAGAAAUAUGGCAAGGAGUGCAAGAUCUGUGUACGCCCUUUCACCGUAUUUAGAUGGUGUCCGGGAGCAAGAAUGCGUUUCAAGAAAACAGAAAUAUGUCAAACGUGUUCAAAAUUGAAGAAUGUAUGCCAAACAUGUCUCUUAGAUCUUGAAUAUGGAUUACCGAUACAAGUCAGGGAUGCUGCUCUUAAAAUACAGGACGAUCUGCCUCGUAAUGAGGUCAAUAAAGAAUAUUAUAUCCAGAAUUUAGAUAGUCAAAUGUCUAAAUUUGAUCCGAGCCAGCCGAGCAAUUCGGCUCUGAAAUCUAAGGGUGCAUCGGAUCUAUUGAUGCGGUUAGCAAGGACAGCUCCGUAUUACAAGCGUAAUAGACCUCAUGUAUGUUCGUUUUGGGUCAAAGGAGAGUGUAGGAGAGGUGAGGAGUGUCCAUACAGACAUGAGAAACCAACAGAUCCUGACGACCCCUUGGCUGAUCAAAAUAUUAAGGAUAGAUACUACGGUGUAAAUGAUCCCGUGGCUGAGAAGUUGAUGCGUCGUGCUGCGGCCAUGCCAGCGCUGCCUCCUCCCGAAGACAGAACGGUCACUACAUUAUACAUUGGCAACCUGCCGGAGAAUAUUACUGAAGAGGAAUUAAGAGGCCACUUCUAUCAGUAUGGUGAAAUAAGGUCAUUGACUCUAGUCCCGAGGGCUCAAUGUGCAUUUGUUCAAUAUACUACUCGGAGUGCGGCCGAGCAUGCAGCUGAGAAAACCUUCAAUAGGUUGGUGAUAGCUGGCAGGAGACUCGCCAUCAAGUGGGGAAAAUCACAAGGUGAGGAUUAA
Danaus chrysippus (African queen) is the source of this 930-nucleotide messenger RNA. The record is from the annotation of a GenBank genome assembly. NCBI's taxonomy places the organism in Eukaryota, Metazoa, Arthropoda, Insecta, Lepidoptera, Nymphalidae.